Molecule: messenger RNA, 3318 nt
Organism: Girardinichthys multiradiatus
Lineage: Eukaryota; Metazoa; Chordata; Actinopteri; Cyprinodontiformes; Goodeidae
Gene: mastl
Product: microtubule associated serine/threonine kinase-like
Exons: 13
Coding region: 121-2670 (849 amino acids)
Biological process (GO): intracellular signal transduction; peptidyl-serine phosphorylation
Cellular component (GO): nucleus
Molecular function (GO): ATP binding; protein serine/threonine kinase activity
Source: RefSeq, a predicted model, not a curated record
ACCCCGUGACAGGCCAGUGAAUUCAAAAAUUCAAAACAAACUCCGGACUGUUGUUCUGUCAUGCUAGUGUUUACUCUAGCCUCGCCACCGGAUUAUAAUUGAGAUUAGUUUCCCUUAAUAAUGGAAGUAGAAGAAAAGCACAGAGAUAGUUCAAAUGUGAAGUCAGUGGAAAUACCGAAGCCUCCAUCUAUUGAUGAUUUCAUCGUUUUGAAGCCCAUCAGUCGCGGCGCCUUUGGAAAGGUCUACCUCGCUCGGAAGAAGUCCAAUGCGCGCUUAUACGCCAUUAAGGUAAUGAAGAAGGCAUACAUGGUGGAUAAAAACAUGGCGAGCCAGUUGAAGGCAGAGAGAGAUGCCCUCGCUCUGAGCAAAAGUCCUUUCGUUGUUCACUUGUUUUACUCCCUCCAGACUUCAGCCAAGAUCUAUCUGGUGAUGGAAUACCUCAUUGGUGGGGACGUAAAGUCUCUCCUUCAUAUUUAUGGAUAUUUUGAGGCGGACAUGGCUGUAAAGUACAUUUCUGAGGUGGCACUGGCUCUGGACUACCUCCACCGUCACGGCAUAAUCCACAGGGACCUGAAGCCAGACAACAUGCUCUUAUCCAACGAAGGCCACAUCAAGCUGACAGACUUUGGUCUUUCAAAAGUCAAGCUUGACCGAGAGCUGAGUCUUAUGGAUAUCCUCACGACUCCAUCUUUGGCUAAACCCAAAAAAGACUUCUUCCGCACGCCGGGUCAAGUUCUCUCUUUGAUCAGCUCCCUCGGAAUCUUACAGAACACACCGGCAGGAGAAGGCAAGCGGCACUGCAGCGCCUCAGCUGUGUCCAGCCCGAUGUCUGGCAGCAAAGUCAAGCAGAAGAACAACUCACUUGGUUCUCCUUUGAUGAACAACUCAGAUCAGCCGUUCUCUCCUGCUGGCUACCUUUGUAAACUGAGGCCUAAAAGCUGCAGGUUUAGUCCUCAUAAACUGGCAAAUAACCUGACUCCCAAGUUGCUGAAGACCAGGAAGAGGUUUGAGACGAUGAGUGCAGGAAGCACGACCGACACUGAGGGGGGCAUCAGUCCCAUGUGGGAGUGUGAGGAGAAAGAAAAUGAGCACCUCAGCGAGCAGAGGUCUAGAGGGGAAUGUGAGUGUAAAGGAUCCCAACGGGCCGAUGGAGUUUCUGCUAAAGCUCCCUGUAAUUUGUCCAAGAAGUCUAAUCAUGACCAGCUUAUAGGAGAAGGUUCUUACAGCGUGAAACCUCGACCUUUCUCCACAGCUCAGCUUGAUGGUUGUCUGUUAGAGAGAGAUUACUGCCAGCCAACUGUUCCCUCAUCUGUAAAGAGGACAUUUUCAGAAAUGGAAAGAAGUCCAGAGCUCCUGGAGACCAGAGCCAAGAAGACAAAUGCAGACUACAAAAGAUUCUUUGAGAUUCCGGAGGAGACUGCUCGGAGUCACUCUGGUCUGACUGGGACAUUUUCCACCAUCCAAAUUGGCAAUGUUUUGACCUCCAUUAGAGGGAACAUGGCUGCUGAACACGGAAAUCUGAGGCGCUCCAGUCCCAUUCCCCCCGCUGUGACCAAAAGUCUUUUUAGUGAACUGGAGGAGCCGGUGGAGGACGUGUUUGAAGAAGGGGCUAAAGACUUAUCCCAGACCAGUUUCACAUCACCCCUUCCUGGGAACGUCGACGUUUGCAGGAACCUGAGCCUCGACUCUGAUGGGUCCAUGCAUGAAACAUCUCUCACCAUCGACUGCAAUGCUGCUCUGCAACCAAGCAAGCCAUCAGAAAGCAGGUACUCCAUCUCAUUAGAGGAACACGUAAAGAGCACAGAGGCACCACCACAGACCACCUCUGCUACCACGGAAACACCCAAACCCCCUCAGUCUGAGGAGAGAGGUGAAUCCCAGGGUUCCCUCCAUAACCAACUCCAUGACAUCACCUGCAGCGUCUCACAGUCUCCUUCCUUCCUAAAGCCUCAAAACGGCGUUGCUUUCCGCAGCUACUGCAGCUCCAUCAACCGCUCCAACAUUUCCGGGGUCUCGAGGCUCAGCGUCGGAUCCAUGGAGGCCAUAGAUGUGUCCACCCUGGUUUUUCCCUCUGUGUGCGGCACGGCAACGCCUGUGCAGAGGAGAAGAAGUUCCAACAAUUCUCUUUAUCAGACUCCUCAGCCCAUGUCGACCUCCCACACCCCUUACAGGACUCCAAAAAGUGUCCGAAGGGGUGCGCUGCCUGUUGAGGGCGCUCCGAUUUUGGGAACCCCGGAUUAUUUGGCUCCGGAGCUGCUGCUUGGAAAACCCCACGUUUCAGGAAGGCCUCAGUUUGACUGCAUGGUGGACUGGUGGGCGCUCGGCGUGUGUCUGUUCGAGUUCCUCACAGGAGUGCCGCCUUUCAACGACGAGACUCCUCAGUUGGUUUUUCAGAAUAUUCUCAACAGAGAAAUCUCCUGGCCUGAGGGAGAGGAGGAAUUGUCUGCAAAGUCAAGGAAUGCCAUUGAAAUCCUGCUCACCAUGGACAUGGCAAAGCGUGCUGGCCUAAAGGAACUGAAGCGCCACCCCUUGUUUGCCGACCUGGACUGGGACAACCUGCAGAACCAGCCGAUGCCUUUCAUACCUCAGCCGGAGGAUGAAACCGACACCUCGUACUUCGAGGCGAGAAACAACGCUCAGCACAUAGCUGUGUCUGGCUUCAGUCUAUAGCCUCGGGCUGAGAGUUUUUAUUUCUGUUAAACGGCACUGAUUUCAAAAUAUAGCAGUUGGCUAAAUCAGAAUCACAUGAAUACAUUUAAGUGAUCCUGAUCGGUUCUCCGUUUACUGGUUCUUUUAACAAAACAUUUUUACACAUGUGCAGUUACUCUUUAAAGGAGGUGUUUAUUGUAUGAUGUGGAAAGUAUUUUAAAACGUAUACUGUGGAUUCAAGAGGCUUAAAUUGUGUUCUUCUUUGCUGGUUAACUUUAUCGUCUGCAGGUUUUGAUUUAAAAGUUUGCAGGCAGGUCUUUUUUCUUUUCUGCUGCCCUGUUUAUCCACAAAAUGCUGGCCACCUCUAUGUCUCUAUUUAGGAGUGCAAUAAGAAAACCUAUACAUAUAUUCGUUAAUAAUGUGUUUUAAUGUGCAAAGUUUGUUUAUUAUUUAGUCUGAUUGUUUUAAGUCAGAAGUGGGGCUGGUUUUAUGUUGUUUGAUCCAAUUUCGUUUCUAUUCCCAACACUACUGCUUUGCCCUUAGGACUGUUUUAUAUUCUUUGCUUUACGUUAAAAGGGAAAAUAUAAAUUAAAUGUUUGCUACGUGAUGCACCUUGUACAUUUUUCCCUCAAACAUUACUUUCAAUAAACUCUAAAUACCGUUGACAAA